AUGCCGAGCAAAAUAACGCUGGGAAAAGAUACGAAUCUUUGCCGUAAAAAGGCAUGCACUGCCUUCCAACUGCCUGCCGUUAAGCGGACGAACGUGCGUCCCGAGGAAGAUUUUCUGGGGAUGCAAGGACUUGGCCAACGGGACAAGUCGAACGAAGCGAGCAGGGAUUUAAAUGGGGAGCGGGAGGCCGAUAGCGAAGCGAACAGUGCAGCCCCGGGGGGUUAUCAGUGCUGA
Molecule: messenger RNA, 234 nt
Organism: Pyricularia oryzae 70-15
Lineage: Eukaryota; Fungi; Ascomycota; Sordariomycetes; Magnaporthales; Pyriculariaceae
Exons: 3
Coding region: 1-234 (77 amino acids)
Source: RefSeq, a predicted model, not a curated record